UCUCUCUGCGCACCUUUAAUGCGUCGUGAUCUCUCUCCUCCAAUCCCGGCAAAGUACACCAUCGUCUCCUGUCUUGAUGUUCUCCCUCCGUCUCCCUCCCCCAGCCCUCUCUCCUCUCCUCCCCUCUCCUAUCAUAUGCUUCUCGUCUCCUCCCUUCUUCUCCUUCCUCCGGCCAUCGUCCUCCCUGCAACCCACUAGAUUGGUGGGCAAACCCAACCAGAACUCCAUAAAAUAGUGUCGAUCUCCACAAGCACACCUCUCUGUAUUUCUCUUCCUAAAAAAGUUCUGCCCAGCCACAGUGCUUUCCCUAAUCCCCAGCACCUAGCCGUGCUUUCUUGACCUCACUCUCUGCCUCUCGCUCGAACGCCCGCCGCCAACGGCGUUGCCGUGCCCGGUGCCUCCACCGCCCCACAACAUCACACCGAAUCAGCUCAUCAGCCCCACAAUAACUGUUCGUAGGUCACGGAAUCCAUUACUACCCAUACUCCUCCAGCUCUGAACCAAAAAAAGAUCAUCUUGUUUAUAUAUACCAUGGUCUAAUCGACGAUGGACGUCACCGGAGACGCCGGCGGAGGUCGCCGCCCCAACUUCCCCUUGCAGCUGCUGGAGAAAAAGGAGGAGCAGGCUUGCUCCACAUCCCCGGCGGCAGGUGUGGGCGCCGGCGCCGCGGGUAAUGGUCGGUCGGCGGGGCCGGGAGAGUUGCAGGUGAGGAAGGCGGCGCCACCGAAGCGGACCUGCACCAAGGACCGGCACACGAAGGUGGACGGGCGCGGGCGGCGCAUCCGGAUGCCGGCGAUUUGCGCUGCGCGGGUGUUCCAGCUGACGAGGGAGCUGGGGCACAAGACGGACGGCGAGACCAUCGAGUGGCUGCUGCAGCAGGCGGAGCCGGCGGUGAUCGCGGCCACGGGCACCGGCACCGUCCCGGCCAACUUCACCUCUCUCAACAUCUCCCUCCGCUCCUCGGGCUCGUCCUUCUCCAUCCCGGCACAUCUCCGCGCCGCCAGCCUGCCCGGCCCACGAUUCGGCGGCACGCGGGGCGACCCGUGGGACCGCGUCGUGGGCCUCGGGUUCGGUGGCGCCGAGGGUCCGCCAUCCGCUACCUCCUCGGCGUCGUCCCCGCUGCUGCUGAGCUUCCACUCCGGCAGCGUCGGCCUCGACGUGUCACCGUCGUCGACAUCUGCCGCAGCCAGCUCCGACCUGUCCAGGAAGCGGCGGUGGGAGCAAGAAAUGCUGCAGCAGCAGCAACAGUACCAGCAGCAGAUGGCCGGGUACACGCAGAUCCAAAUGCCGGGCACCGUGUGGAUGGUGCCGAGCAGCAACGCGCAGGCCGCCGCAGCGGCGGCGAGCGGAGGCGGCGGCAGCGAGUCAAUCUGGACGUUCCCGCAGGCAGCAAGCGGCGGCGGCGCGGCGACCUUGCACCGCGGCGUGCCGAGCGGGCUACAUUUCAUGAACUUCCCCGCGCCGAUGGCGCUGCUCCCCGGCGGGCAGCAGCUGGGGCUCGGCCAAGCGGCGGGCGCCAGCGACAAUGGCGGCGGCGGCGGUGGCGGAGGGGAGGGCCACAUGGGGAUCCUCGCCGCGCUCAACGCGUACCGCGCGCAGGCUGCCUCGGACGCUGCGGCGGCGGCGCAGAACGGAGCGGAAGGCGGCUCCAGCCAGCACCAACUCCAGCACGGCGGCGACGAGCGGCAGGAGAGCAUGAGCCCCAGCGACGACUCGUAGGUCUCCACGGGCGUGCGCUGCUGGUCCAAGGCGUCGUCGUCAGUCGUCUCUCCAGUUUUUAAUCUGUUCUCCUUGACUUCUUGUUUGCUGUUUUCUGGCUUGCAUUGUUCUGGCUCUCUCUGGCUCAUUCAAAUAUAUUAUCGCAAGGAUCAUACAGUAGUUGCAUUUCAUGGCA
Molecule: messenger RNA, 1894 nt
Organism: Panicum virgatum (switchgrass)
Lineage: Eukaryota; Viridiplantae; Streptophyta; Magnoliopsida; Poales; Poaceae
Product: transcription factor TCP15-like
Exons: 1
Coding region: 547-1719 (390 amino acids)
Cellular component (GO): nucleus
Molecular function (GO): sequence-specific DNA binding; DNA-binding transcription factor activity
Source: RefSeq, a predicted model, not a curated record